ACUGCUUCAUUGGCCUCACUGUCAUCUCUUAGCCGCGUCAAAGAGAAAGAUUGCGAGCUUUCUUACAAUGGCGGGCUUUUGAGGGACUUGAAUUUGCGGUUUUUUAAUUGUUCAUAAGGUUACGAAUUUCAAUCAGUCGUUACAAUGCCUGGAAUCAUAACAGAUGGAUCUGAGAUGAUUCAGAGGAAUGAGGAACCAACUGAGCUGAAUUCUUCUCACAUCAAAGAGAAUAAUUCCAUCUCCAGAUCUCCAAGACAAGUUCAUGCAAGCUCGCAGAGCUCAGCUCUCGAUCUGCCCAUGGAAGAUUGCCUAGAUACAUCCAUCGAUCGGCUUUACGAUAAUGUAUGUGAUAUGGAGAGCUCCAGCAAUGGUUCCCCUUCUCAUCGGAGCUUCGGCUCCGAUGGCGAGGAAUCACGAAUCGAUUCAGAGCUUCGCCAUCUUGUUGGUGGUGAGCUGAACUCUGCUACAGAAAUCGUGGAAGAACGUGACGAAAAUGAGGUCAAAUCUCCGAACAAUUUAGAAAACGUCGUAAUUGAAAAGGAAAACGAAAUCGAAGUCAAGAAAUCUCCGAACAAAUCAUCCGCUUCAUCGAAGAAGUCGAAGAAAGCUUUUCGAUCCGAAAUUGAAUCCGAUGCCUCCAUGAAAUCAAGCCCAAAACCUUCUGCAAGAACUACUCCCAAGAAACAGAGAGGUGGAAUUGCUGAUUCAGCUGAAGAUGGACCCGAUUUAGGGCCUUUCCUUCUCAAACAUGCCAGAGAAUUGAUCUCUUCAGACAACCAUAGAAGAGCUCUGAAGUAUGCACUUCGUGCGGCCAAGGUGUUUGAGAAAAUGUCUGAACCGAAACCUAACCUGGAUUUAGUCAUGAGCCUGCAUGUCAUAGCUGCAAUUCAAUGUAGUUUGGGUAAAUACAAUGAAGCGGUCGCCUUUCUUAAGAAUUAGAUAGAGAUUCCUGAUCUUGAAGCAGGACGAGAGCGUCUUACAAAAUUUUUGGGGUUUAUGCAGUUGCGUGACACUUAUGCCAUGUUAGGCCAGCUUGGGAGCUCAAUUCACUGUUACACUGCUAGUUUGGAUAUUCAAAAAGAGGUUUUGGGAGCCACAGAUCCAAGAGUUGGAGAAACUUGCAGGUACCUAGCGGAAGCACACGUACAAGCCCUGCAAUUCGACGACGCCGAGAAGCUGUGCAGAAUGGCGCUCGACAUCCAUAAGUCUAACGGCGAAGCUUCCUCCUUAGACGAAACCGCAGACAGGAGACUCAUGGGCCUUAUCUGCGAGACGAAGGGAGACCACGAAGCAGCUCUCGAGCAUCUAAUAAUGGCGAGCAUGUCUAUGGUAUCCAAUGGCCAGGAGUCCGAAAUGGCGUCCGUGGAUUGCAGCAUUGGAGACAUCUACCUCUCCCUAGCUCGAUACGAUGAAGCAAUAAUGGCGUACCAGAAGGCGCUCUCCGUAUUCAAAUCAUUGAAAGGAGAGAACCACCCGAAUGUCGCUUCCGUAUUCGUUCGCCUCGCCGAUCUGUAUAACAGGACGGGGAAAUUCAGGGAUUCCAGGUCUCACUGCGAGAAUGCGCUGAGAAUCUACGGGAAACCGAUGGCCGGAACUUCGCCGGAGGAGAUCGCCGGCGGGCUCGCCGAUGUUUCUGCGAUAUACGAAUCUAUGAACGAGCAUGAACAGGCUCUGAAACUGCUUCAAAAGGCUUUGAAGCUGUACAACAAUGGUGCAGGGCAGCAGAGCAGCGUUGCAGGAAUUGAGGCUCAAAUUGGCGUUUUGCAUUAUAUUUUGGGAAAUUACAGCGCUUCUUAUUCAGCCUUCAAGAGUGCAAUUUUAAAGUUGAGAGCUUGUGGGGAGAAGAAGUCUGUGUUCUUCGGCAUUGCUUUGAAUCAAAUGGGGAUAGUUUGUGUGCAGAGAUUUGAUUUAAAUGAGGCUGCCGAGUUGUUUGAGGAGGCGAGAGGUGUUUUCGAUCUGGAAUAUGGACCACAUCAUCCCGAAACACUCGGAGUUUAUAGCAAUCUCGCCGGAACUUAUGAUGCCAUGGGAAGGUUGAAUGAAGCCAUCGAGCUUUUAGAGCACGUCGUGAAUGUUCGAGAGGUUAAGCUUGGAACUGCUAACCCGGAUGUCGACGACGAGAAGAGGAGAUUGGCCGAGUUGUUGAAAGAAGCCGGCCGAGUCCGGAACAGGAGAGUCAAGUCAUUGGAGCAUCUCCUUGAUGCCAACUCUCACAUGAAAAUCAAGUAAUGAUAAAUUUGCAGCAUAAAUUUUAGCAGAUCUUUCUUCAUUGAAACAUUCAAUUCAGAUUGAAAAGAUGGGAGAAGAUGGUAGCUUAUUAUUGAUUGCAGAUUUACUUUUAUGGAAAUUUAUAUGCAUACCAUACAAUUCCUAUGUAUUUGCAUAUCUCACGCCUGAACUUUCAUAUUU
Molecule: messenger RNA, 2409 nt
Organism: Phalaenopsis equestris
Lineage: Eukaryota; Viridiplantae; Streptophyta; Magnoliopsida; Asparagales; Orchidaceae
Product: protein KINESIN LIGHT CHAIN-RELATED 2-like
Molecular function (GO): protein binding
Source: RefSeq, a predicted model, not a curated record